Messenger RNA from Prunus persica (peach), 565 nucleotides. RefSeq lists its product as uncharacterized. NCBI's taxonomy places the organism in Eukaryota, Viridiplantae, Streptophyta, Magnoliopsida, Rosales, Rosaceae. The record is from RefSeq and is a predicted model, not a curated record. The transcript has 2 exons. The coding region runs from base 200 to 421 and encodes 73 amino acids.
CGUCUCACAGCAGUUAUCCUUCCUUCCUACAAAUUAAUUUACAAGUCCGCCUGCCUUUAUGACAACUUCAACAUUCUCCAUCUUCUCUUUCAAAAUCCACAAAGAAACCACAACGCUUCUCAAAACCCAUAUAUAUUAAAGAGAAAUGAGACAAGUGUUUUAGGUGAAGGCAAGAGAUUUUUUUUGUUGGUCAAUCAGCAUGGGAGAUUGCAGGCCAUUGGGUUUCUUGCUGGGUUUGCCUUUUGCUUUGGUUGCAUUGGUCUUAUCUGUUGUUGGUGCUGUCAUCUGGGUUCUUGGGUCGGUUUUGAGUUGCUUGUGUCCAUGCUGCUGUUGUGUUGGUGGGCUAGCGAAUUUGGCAGUCACUCUUAUCAAGCUUCCUGUAAAAAUAAUUAGAUGGUUCAUCGAUAAGAUCCCUUGUUGAAGAUGUCAGGGUAGGGUUUCGAGGGAAUUUGUACGAUUAUUUGUUCUGAUUUUUCAGAAAAUUCAUGAUUUGUAAUUAGGUAGUAUAUUCGAUUACACCACCAUAUAUUGUUAGAUUAUAUGCUGCAUUUGUUAUUUUUCUUCA